CUUCUUCUUAGUAUGAGCAGUACUCACUGUUUUUUCAUCUCACAAGUUCAGAAAUGAAGCUACAUAGCUUUCUUCUUCUUCUUCUGUGUCUGGUUUUACUGACGUACACUGACGUCAAUGCGCAGCAGUCGCCGGGGCCGAUGCAGACCAACGGCUAUGCCUACCUCGAGAACUUCAACUCCUCGAUGGCCCUGGUCAUCGUGUUCCUCGUGUGCGCCUUCUUCAUCGUCGGAUUCUUUUCCAUCUACAUUCGCCGUUGCGCCGAGACGCACAUCGCCAACGCCGGCGGGUCCCUCGGCGCAGCGGCCGCUAUUGGAAUGGCAGGACGACGCCGAGGCGUGGACCCGGCUGUGAUUGAGAAGUUUCCGAUGUUCGUCUACUCCGACGUCAAGGAUCUCAAGAUUGGCAAAGGGACUCUGGAGUGCGCGGUGUGCUUGAGCGAGUUUGAGGACUACGAAACGCUGCGAUUGCUGCCGAAAUGCCACCACGUAUUCCAUCCCGACUGCAUCGACGCGUGGUUGGCCUCGCACAUCACGUGUCCGGUUUGCCGCGCAAAGCUGACGCCCGACUCAAAUCACCCGCUUUCCGAGCCAAAUAACAAUUCGAAUCACCAAGAAAGUGCCGGUACAAAUGAAAUUAGUGAUGAUCAGCAACAGAACGACGCGCUUGUUGUGAAUGUAAGUGAAAAUCAGAGCAGCGAAGCGAUUGAGAUAGAGAACCGUCCGGCGAGAUCUGGAAUAUUCGGGAAGUUUCCAAGGUCACACUCGACGGGUCACUCGGUAGUUCAACCGGGAGAGAACACGGAGCGGUACACGUUGAGACUGCCGGAUUCAGUGAGGAGGCAGCUGGUUUCGAGCCGGAACAAUAAGCUCAAGCGGUCGAGUAGCUACGACGUCGUUCUGCCGCGGCUUGGAAGUUCAAGAAAAGGCUAUAGAUACGGUGGCGAAGGGAGUAGUAGCAGUACUAAAGGGAAAAUUAGUCUUGAUCAUCAAACCGGGCGGUUCGACCCGUGGGUGUUGUUGAAAACGCCACCGUUCUUUGGUAGGGGUGGUGGUUCCUUUAAGUCUCCUAAGAAUGGUGUUGACGGAGAUGGGUUGUUUGUAAAGCCUUUGUUAACGCCGGUGAAAAUUUCGUUAGAUUGUCAGAAUGUCAAAGCCAACAGGUCUCAAGAACCGCUGUCUCGGCCUCCGGUUUGAUUUUCUUUUUUUUUGUCCGUAAUAUUUUGUAAAUACUAAUUAGUAUCUUCUUCAUUGGUGCUCUUUUUUUUUUGCCGAUGACUUUCUUCAUUGGUACUUGGUUUCAAUCUUGGAACAGGGUUAGAGAUUAAUUUGUGCCUCAA
Molecule: messenger RNA, 1339 nt
Organism: Rosa chinensis
Lineage: Eukaryota; Viridiplantae; Streptophyta; Magnoliopsida; Rosales; Rosaceae
Product: RING-H2 finger protein ATL32
Exons: 1
Coding region: 54-1196 (380 amino acids)
Source: RefSeq, a predicted model, not a curated record